GUUUACGGCCGCAAAUCGCGUCGGGUGUCUUAUACUGCGUUAUAUAGUUUUAUUUUCCCUAGCUGUAUGUUUUCACUGUUCAAUUCUACCCACGUAUAGACUGGAAUUAUUUUGCGAUUACACUUCGGUUCGUCAAAUCUGUGAACCAUAAAAAACAAUGUCAUCCGAAGACGACGAAAUUUCGGUGAGUAAACCGUCGACUAAUUAACGGUUUGUGUCAGUAUUUUUGUUAGGUUGGUUUUGAAAUUAUAAAUAAAUCUUAACAUUUUCAACGAAUGAAAUUUUAUAACCGAUCGUUACAUUUUCAACGGAUUACCUCCUGUUACAUAUUACUUGUUUGUCGACGUUAUAAAUGGUAAAACUUAUAGUUUAUAUUUUAUUGUUUUAUUUAGUUUCAUGUGUUUUUUUUUCAGGUAAAAUACGAAAAAGUGAUUACGAAGGAUGAGUCUGGCGCUCACGCCAGUACUGGAACCGCCAACCAAACGAAUACGGGCUUCAGGAUUACUAUCAGUCGAAAACGAAAACGAGAAGAAAAUGACGAGGGAAGACCGGAUAUGGAAUCUGAUGAAAUAUUUUAUAUCUUUCAUAAUAUUGUUAAUAACAUGGAGAGGACGAUGGAGCACGAAGUAGAUUCAGACCCAGAGUAAAAGGUCGACAUAAUAAAAAGACGAAUGCGUAAAAAACCUAAGAACAAAAAUAAUCUAAAAUUAAAUUAAAAAUAUCGAAAAGUGAUUUUAAUAAAAACAUAUUUGUCUUAUGUUGGUUCUAAUAAAUACGC
Cinara cedri is the source of this 778-nucleotide messenger RNA. Lineage: Eukaryota; Metazoa; Arthropoda; Insecta; Hemiptera; Aphididae. The record is from the annotation of a GenBank genome assembly.